Molecule: messenger RNA, 4093 nt
Organism: Micropterus salmoides (largemouth bass)
Lineage: Eukaryota; Metazoa; Chordata; Actinopteri; Centrarchiformes; Centrarchidae
Gene: rapgef3
Product: Rap guanine nucleotide exchange factor (GEF) 3
Exons: 28
Coding region: 873-3449 (858 amino acids)
Biological process (GO): Ras protein signal transduction; positive regulation of GTPase activity
Cellular component (GO): plasma membrane
Molecular function (GO): guanyl-nucleotide exchange factor activity
Source: RefSeq, a predicted model, not a curated record
AGAGGAAACCCCCUGCUCGCCAACAUACCGCCCCUAGUGGAGCAACGAGGAACAGCCAUUAUAGAGCACUGAUGUUGUGAUAACGUGAUGACUGGUUUUUAAGAUGUAGGCCUACAUUAGGUAAGAUUAUAUGGUCACAUUAAGGUCACUGACCGCUCUGUGUGUCAAAGGCAUAUGUUGUUUAAUUUAGCUUGAUACAUUAAAAUAUAUAAACAACUGUGCAUAAGUUCAUAUGGUCAUAAAAAGUGUUGUGUUAAAACAACCUGUCAGCUAGAAAGCAACACAGAUUUAACAAAUAUUUAACAAGAUGCACAAAUUGUAUUUACAAAGGAGAUAUUCAUAGAAAACGAAAAAUGAAAAGGAAGUUAUUUUCUCUGCAUGAAACAUAUUACUUAUUCUGAGCCAUGUUAACUGGUUUGACUAUAUAUCAAAUACACAUGAUAUAGAAAUGUGCUUCAAAGCUUUCCUGUGGUUGUUAGCUAUGCUGCAGCAAAGGUUGAAAACCACACCAUUUACUUUGUUGCUGUGAAGUGAAAGCAAAUUAAAUCAAACACUGUGCAGUUGCUUCUAUUGUGAUCCUGUCUUCACACACACAAACACACACAUUGCUGUGUCUCACUGCUGUAACCUAUUCGACCCAUGCCCCUGGGCACUCUCUUCGUGACCAAUCAGAGAGAUACAGGAAGCUGUGUUCAGCAGCACUCCCCACAACAACUCACACAAACUGCUAUGACUGAGAAAUCAUCCUCGAACAUAUGAAAGGAGCAAAGGCUGAAAAAGGAAAGCGAAGAACCAAAAGAUCGUGAAAGCCAAUUUUAUAAGAGCUGCAUGCCAGUGUUUUUCAGACAGAUACUGUUCAAGCCAUCCUCUCUAUGGAGAAAUCCAUCUGUUCCCCACCAAGACGUUGUACACCAGACAUGGGGGAAACCCCGCUGCCAGAGGCCCUGAAUUCAAAGGACACUAUGAAGCAGUUUCUUUCAGAUCGUGUUGUAAAGGCAGCAAGAUCAGUGUAUAGUGUUAUAAUCGAGAGGAACCCAGGUCUGAUCCGAGAUAGAAAGUAUCACCUCAAAACAUACAGACAAUGCUGCUCUGGUAAGGAACUUGUUGAUUGGCUGAUGAAACAAAAUGAAUGCCUGCAAUCAAGAAGCCAGGCAGUUGGGAUGUGGCAGGUCUUGGUGGAUGAAGGAAUCCUUCUUCAUGUAAAACAUGAGUUGAACUUCCAUGACAAGGACACCCAGUUCUAUCGCUUCCAGGACUCUGAGUGUGGCCUGAACCACGUAACAAAUGAGAAGGACUCAGAGGAAGAGCUGCAGGAGGGUCUGUCGCUCCUGUCUCAACUGGGUCCCGAUGCUCUGCUCACUAUGAUUCUACGCAAAUGCCCCAGUCAGAGGAGUGCUGAGGACCUGGAAGUCAUUUAUGAGGAGCUGCUCCAUGUCAAGGCUGCAGCUCAUCUCUCCACUUCUGUGCGUAAGGAGCUGGCAGCAGUACUGGUCUUUGAAUCACAUGCCAAGGCCGGAACAGUCUUGUUCAGUCAAGGGGACAAAGGCACAUCUUGGUAUAUCAUCUGGAAAGGCUCUGUAAAUGUGAUCACGCAUGGGAAGGGCCUGGUAACAACACUACACGAGGGUGAGGACUUUGGGCAGCUAGCUUUGCUGAAUGAUGCACCUCGUGCUGCCACCAUCAUCUUGAGAGAAGAUAACUGCCAUUUCCUUCGUGUUGAUAAACAGGACUUUAUACGCAUUCUCAAGGAUGUUGAAGCUAACACAGUGCGACUUGAAGAGCAUGGGAAAACUGUGCUGGUGUUGGAGAAGAGCACCGACUGGGCCGAGCAGGGAGGAGCAGGAAGCAACAGCAAGUACACUGUUAUGUCAGGAACACCUGAGAAAAUCCUGGAACACCUACUGGAAACAAUAAAGUUGGAUUCUAACGGAAAUGACGCCAUAGAUCCAUGUGUGAGCGACUUUCUGCUCACCCAUAAAGUCUUCAUGCCCUCCAGCCAGCUGUGUACCGCACUACAGCACCACUACCAGGCAGAGCUCUCUGAGGGUUCAGAUCAGGAGAAGGCUGCUUACAUUAUCAACACCAAGCAGAAGGUAGUAAAGCUGAUUGGCCAGUGGGUGGCGCUGUUUGGCCUACUGCUGAAAGAAGAUCCUAUUGCUUCGGACUUUCUGGAGACAAUGAAGAAGGAGGUGGCCAGUGAUUUUCGUCUGUCCAGCAUGCUGAAAGAACAAUUUAGGGAAAGGAGGCGAACAAAAGUAUUGGAGAAUGGAUUUCAGUCACUGAGCAGGAACCAACUAUUUGACUGGUUUUCAAACUGUGAGGAGGCAGUGGGGAGGUUACAACCAAUCAGAGCACAAGAUAAAGUGCUUUAUGAGAUCUACAGGCCAGACAACAAACCUCUCACUCUGAUGCUCCCAGUGAACACAUCUGUACAGGAUGUGAUGUCGGCAAUAGUCAAACCUGGAGGAGAUCACAUCUUGGUCAAAAUUAACUCCACAGGAGAGAGAGCUCAGAUAAAGCUGGAUGCUACUGCAGUUUACACAGCACUGGGACUCAACGAGAGACUGUUCAUCUGCACAAGCAGCGAAGUGGAACAACUGAUUCCCCUGAAGGAGCAGCAGGGUCCAGAGCGAGGAACAACUGACAUCCUUGAACAGAUGGGCUCUAAAGACAUUGCCAGUGAACUUGCCAAUUAUGACUGGGAAAUGUUCACUGCCAUGCAUGAGGUGGAGCUUGUGUACUAUGUAUUCGGCCGUCAUAAAUUCCCAGGUGCCAUGACAGCUAACCUAGAGCGGUUUGUACGGCGCUUCAAUGAGGUGCAGUACUGGGUGGUGACUGAACUGUGCCUCUGUGAAGACCUGGUGAAACGAGCCAUUCUGCUCAAGAAGUUCAUAAAGAUUGCUGCAGUAUUAAAGGAGCAGAAGAAUCUCAAUUCAUUCUUCGCUGUGAUGUUCGGUUUGAGCAACAGUGCAGUACACAGGCUUUACAAGACCUGGGAGAGAAUCCCCAGCAAGACAAAAAGAAUUUACUGUGCUUAUGAGAGGUUGAUGGAUCCCUCACGCAACCACAGGGCCUACAGACUGGCUGUGGCCAAACUCAGUCCUCCCUACAUCCCCUUCAUGCCUCUGCUGCUCAAAGACAUGACAUUCAUCAAUGAGGGAAAUCCAAACUAUGUAGACAAAUUGGUCAAUUUUGAGAAAAUGCGCAUGAUAGCCAAGACAGUGAAAAUUGUACGAGGAUGCAGAAGCCAACCUUAUGUGCCGUCAUCUCCUCAGAGGGGCCUGGCAGAUCGGAUGUUUCUGGAAGGGCCUGCUACUCGCAUAUCUACAUACUCAGACAAUGCCCUUCCUCUGCGAAGUCCCAGCAACAUCCGACACUACAUUCAAAACCUGAAGGUGAUUGACAACCAGCGCAAACUUACACAGCUAUCAAGAACAAUAGAAUGCUAGGACAUCAACUUGCAAAUGUACAAAGACUGUAAAGUUGUAGCACAAAUCUGAACCAGAGAACAUAUUGUACCUGGAUGAACAAAACUUCCACACUCGUCUAAACAAGAUGGAUCUCUGGAGGUGUUGAGUCCUGUGGAUAUUCACUCGAAUUCAAGGAGCUUGGACAUUCAUGGAAAAACUUUCUGCACAGCAUCAUGAGUGAAAAUGUGCUGAACCUCUAAUGCUGAACCAGAGAAUCCAGUUCUGUGUCCCUGGGAAUUAUGGGACACUUUUUAUACAAAAAGCCUUAUAGCACACCAGUGUAUACAUCUUGGUGUAUUUGCCAUAGUGGAAACUGAUGCCCUCACAAUGACAAUGUUACAACAUGUACAGUUAAGCAAAUUUUGCCUCUCUUUGGUGUCAAAAUUAAUUUAUGUGACAUAUAAUAAACUGCUUGUGGAAUAAUGACUCUCAUGAUCACACAAGAGUCAUAGGAACACAUACCACAGAUAAUGUUUGCCAUAUUUUAUCACUUGGGGUCAGUUUUUUGUGCACUAAUAUUUUCACAUCAAAACUAAUAUAUUGUAUCAGAUCCUUUUCUGGCAGUAAGGCCACUUUCAUACAAUGUUGUUUUUCUAAAUAAAUUAUUUUCUCAGUUGUGUGUA